AUGUGGAUCGAUCGGCAUUUAAAGCACAGAAGGUGCCACACGCUCCAUCUUCGCAGACACAGCCGCCCCGCAGCCUAUGCCCGAUCCCUCGGCGUCUGCCCAGCGCUCCACAAUGGCUCAUUAACCACCCUGCUGUCUGUCCCCACAGCUGGGCCAGCCAAGGAGACCAGCAGCAACAGGCUGGAUAAAGGGAAGCUGCCAGCCGCUCCACAGCCACGCCAGCAGGUGGUGACAGACACAACAGAGCCGGUCUCUUCCGAAGAGACAGAGGCCACAGCGGCAGCAGCCAGCGCGGCAAGCGGAGCAAAGGGCGCAGGGAUCAGCAGUGGCCCCAAGGCGGCCUGGGCCAACGAUCCAAGCCAUCGCCACUUGGGGGGUAGCACCCGAGCAGCCAUGACCAGCAGCCUACGCAGCCUCAUGAACUCUAGAGUGGGUCAGCUCUUCCUCCGCAGCGUGGACAGAGCGCUGGACAAGUCGGAAGAGCUGAUGAAUCGGUAUCUGCCCCUGACGGAGAAAGAGCUAGCUGCACUCACAAUGGAGGGGCUGGACACCUCCACAGCAGAACACCACAGGAAGGGCUGCUUUGUGCGGCUGGGGUCCCUGUCUACCAGUCUGCGGAACCGGGCCUUCAUGCUGAUCCUGAAUAAGCUGAGACAGACCCGGCAGAACGCCCAUGAGAACCUCUCUCAACUCCACCAGACUAUCAACCUGAUUGAACAUAUCCAGCAAGAGAAGCAGCUUCCUGGCAGCCAGGAGAAGCUGCACAGUAUGUGGGAACAGUGGAGCCAGAAGCAGGAAGUGGGCCUCCAGACCAAACCAAGGGGCAGCAAGGACAGCAGGUCCCCAGCCUGCAGCAGCACGGAUCACAACUCCCAAGCCAGCAGCAGCAAGGACAGAAACUCCACGCAGCUAGAGGUGGAGUCCAAGACCUUGGCGAUGUCCCGUAGCCUGUCGCAGCAGCUGCAAGUUACUUACCUGAACCUCUUAUCCAACGUCAGAGGCCUCCCCACACGUCUCCAGGAAAAGAUGCAGGAAGUGCAUCAGAACAUGGCGGAGCUGCACAGGUACUUCUCCUCGGCCAACUCCUUCCAGGAUUUGUCCGGCAACAUCCUAAGCCAGAGCCGGGAGAAGGUGGCCAAAGCUUGGGAGGCCUUGGAUGAAGUGAUGGAUUUUCUGUUGCAGAACCCUCCUGUAACGUGGCUUCUGGAAUCCUUGGUUUCCCUUGAAGGGGAGCUGCUGGAGACAGAGGAGAAGCCAGAUAUACUGAAAGUCCUGAAACACUACGAGCCACAGGACUGCAAAGAUGACUAGCUAGUCAGCUUCCGCCGGCAGACCUACCAAACCCUUUGAGCAGACAGAGACCUAACCCUGAACCUCUACCAGGAGCUUCGGUUUUACUCUAGCCCUCUUGGGAUACACCCCAAAUGUGACACCCCCCAAG
This is a messenger RNA of Gopherus flavomarginatus (Mexican gopher tortoise), 1441 nucleotides long. RefSeq names its product perilipin-3-like. Gene Ontology annotation, biological process: lipid storage; positive regulation of triglyceride storage. The record is from RefSeq and is a predicted model, not a curated record. The transcript is spliced from 5 exons. Gene Ontology annotation, cellular component: lipid droplet; cytosol. The coding region runs from base 1 to 1311 and encodes 436 amino acids. Lineage: Eukaryota; Metazoa; Chordata; Testudines; Testudinidae.